This is a messenger RNA of Ascochyta rabiei, 1329 nucleotides long. RefSeq lists its product as uncharacterized. Gene Ontology annotation, molecular function: 1,3-beta-glucanosyltransferase activity. Bases 1 to 1329 code for a protein of 442 amino acids. Gene Ontology annotation, biological process: fungal-type cell wall (1->3)-beta-D-glucan biosynthetic process. NCBI's taxonomy places the organism in Eukaryota, Fungi, Ascomycota, Dothideomycetes, Pleosporales, Didymellaceae. The transcript is spliced from 2 exons. Gene Ontology annotation, cellular component: fungal-type cell wall; cytoplasm. The record is from RefSeq and is a predicted model, not a curated record.
AUGCUGCGCUCCUUCGCGGCUUGUGCGCUCGCUGGCGCUGCCGCGGUUGCUGCGAUUCCCACCCUCUCGGUCAAGGGCUCCAAGUUCUUCACGAGCGAGGGCAACCAGUUCUACGUCAAGGGCAUUGCCUACCAGCUCGUCCCCGACGACCCGCUCCUCGACGCGACCCAAUGCGGCCUCGACGCUGCGCUGAUGAAGAGCAUCGGCACCAACUCGAUCCGCGUCUACCACGUCGACCCGGCUGGGGACCACACCACGUGCAUGAGCGCGUUCGCCGACGCCGGCAUCUACCUCUGGCUGGACCUGGACACGUUCGACACGCAGAUCGAGCAGAGGGCGCCCACGUGGAACGAGAGCCAGCGCGAUGCCUUUGCCGCCGUCAUGGACGAGUUCCAGCAGUACGACAACCUGGCCGGCUUCUUCGUGGGCAACGAAGUCCUCACCACCGCCAACGGCUCCGUGGCAGCGCCUUACGUCAAGGCCGCCGCGCGCGACAUGAAGGCCCACCGCGAGGCGAACAAGUACCGCAGCAUCCCCAUCGGCUACUCCGCCGCCGACAUUGCGAGCCUGCGGCCCAUGCUGCAGAACUACCUCGCCUGCGGAAGCAACGCGUCCGAGGCCCUCGACUUCUUCUCCCUGAACGCCUACUCGUGGUGCGGCGACAGCGACUACAAGACGUCCGGCUACGCGAUGCUCGAGGCCAACGCGACCGCCUACAGCAUUCCCAUCUUCCUGUCCGAGACGGGCUGCCAGACCGUCCGUCCCCGCACCUUCCAGGACCAGACGGCCAUCUUCGGCGACAUGGCAGACACCUGGUCCGGCAGCAUCAUCUACGAGUGGAUCGAGGAAGCCAACAACUACGGCCUCGUCUCCUACGGCACCAAGGUGGACCCCGCGAGCCCCUCCGCGCCGCCCGACGGUUUCCCCCGCUCCGGCACACCCAUCCCCCUGCAGCCCGACUUCUCGAACCUGGGUAACGUUUGGAAGACGCUGAGCCCGACCGGUGUCCAGGAGAGCGCGUACAAGCCAACCAACUCGGCGCCCGAGUGCCCGGACCAGACGAGCGGUGUGUGGGAUGUCAACCCCACGUCUGCUCUGCCUACGCUCGGCCAGGUGUACAGCGCACAGCCGGCUACUGCCACGGCCGGUGCAAGCGGAAGCGGAAGCGGAAGCGCGAGCGGCACCGCGAGGCCCAGCGGGACUGCCAGUGGGAGCGCCAGCCAUGCGAGCGCAAGCAGCACCGGUGCGGCGACGGAUGGACGGAGCCGCGAGCUGACGGGUGCUGGAGCUGCGCUGGUGGCUGUCAUGGCUGUGUUUGCGUGGUGGUAG